AUUUUGAAAACCUCGUCAGUCAGUAUCGAGUGCUAUCAUUGGCUCCUCGGAGCCAAUGAAGGGAACCCUUAUACGCGCGUCUGCAUUACCCCAUGUGAGAAGUGCUGUUGGCUAACUGCAAGCUAAAGACAAAUCAUGCUUCGUCGAGAGGUGAGACUGCGACGAGAGUACCUGUACAGGAAGGCACAGGAGGACAGGCUCCGAACAAUUGAGGACAAGAAACAGAAGCUGAAAGGGGCACUUGAUGAAAACUGUAUUCUUCCGACUGAGGUACGCAAAGAAGCUCUACAGCUACAGGAGCUGCUCGAGUAUGACGAUGGUGGGGCAGAAGGUGUCAGCUCACACAUAGACGAUGAGUAUAAAUGGGCAGGAGUCGAAGAUCCUAAAUUAAUGGUCACCACAUCCAGAGACCCCAGCUCCAGACUCAAAAUGUUUGCCAAGGAGGUAAAGCUAAUGUUCCCUGGAGCCCAGCGCAUGAACAGAGGAAACCAUGAGAUUGCUGCACUUGUGCGAGCCUGCAAAGCCAACAAUGUUACAGACCUCGUCAUCGUGCAUGAAACAAGGGGACAGCCAGAUGGCCUGGUGGUGUGCCACUUGCCAUUUGGACCCACGGCUUAUUUCACACUCUACAACGUGGUAAUGAGGCACGAUGUUCCAGACAUAGGCACCAUGUCAGAGGCCUACCCCCACCUAAUUUUCCACAACUUCACCUCAAGACUUGGCAAGAGGGUAUCAAAUAUCCUCAAGUAUCUUUUUCCCGUGCCGAAGGAGGACAGCAGGCGUGUUAUCACAUUCGCUAACCAAGAGGACUUCAUCACAUUUAGACAUCACACCUACAAAAAAACAGACCACAAGAACGUUGAGCUGACAGAAGUAGGACCCAGGUUUGAAAUGAGAUUGUACAUGAUCAAACUUGGCACCCUUGAGAAUGAAAGCACCGCUGAUGUGGAGUGGCGUCACCAUGCAUACACUCAUACAGCUAAGAAAAGGAGGUUCCUUAGUGUACAAUAGGCACUAAUGAAGCAAAGUGAAGAGAAAAAAUGCUUUCUUGACUUUAUAAAGCUUGCAAAAUCUGGAAUGUAAAAUGACAAAUUAUUUUUUUGGGUGACAUCAUCAUGAUUCACGCUAUUCUUUAGAUAAAUGUAUCCUUUGAACAAACCCAUUGUCGAACAGAGACCUAAUGAACACUUAAUGGGUGUGUAUUACAACUGUUGUAAUAUUAUUACAACUGUGUUACAACUGUUUUCAUUUUGUAAUAAAAUGUUUGAUAAACCUGU
Molecule: messenger RNA, 1277 nt
Organism: Acanthopagrus latus (yellowfin seabream)
Lineage: Eukaryota; Metazoa; Chordata; Actinopteri; Spariformes; Sparidae
Gene: imp4
Product: IMP U3 small nucleolar ribonucleoprotein 4
Exons: 9
Coding region: 136-1011 (291 amino acids)
Biological process (GO): rRNA processing
Cellular component (GO): Mpp10 complex; nucleolus; small-subunit processome
Molecular function (GO): rRNA primary transcript binding; snoRNA binding
Source: RefSeq, a predicted model, not a curated record